UCUCAUCAGUAUUUUGAUUGACGCAAUCGUACACCAUUAGUGCACAUAAAUGUAGUGAAUUAAACGCAAUUAUAUUCUAUUUCCACUAAUUAAAUUUGCGCGUCGCGAACCUCAUAUCAUUCUGCGACGUGUCGUCCGCAUUAAGAACAAAUUUUUAACAACAAAGAGCUCCAGGAUAGCGAGAAAAUGACUCUUGAUGGGAACAAGGACGAGGCAGAAAAAUGCAUAGCAAUUGCUCAAAAUGCACUAACGGGAGGUAACUUUGAGAAAGCCGAGAAGUUUUUGUUGAAAGCCGAACGGUUAUACCCUACUCCGUUGGCUAAAGAGCUUUUAGCUCGCGUUAGGGCCGCGGGGCCGUCAACAGGAGCCCCGAAACGGACUCCACCUUCGAGCCCUAGUACUGAGGAAGUUAGGAGGCGAAAGACGCCUGCUCACCAGGUUCCGCAGAGGGAAUACACUCCAGAACAGCAGGAAGCAGUGCGCCGAGUCAACAAAUGCAAAGAUUUUUACGAAAUCUUGGGUGUGUCCAAGGAGGCGACGGACUCCGACAUAAAGAAAGCCUACAAGAAGCUGGCUUUGCAGCUCCAUCCCGACAAGAACCACGCCCCAGGAGCCGCUGAGGCAUUUAAGGCAAUAGGCAAUGCAGCAGCCAUAUUAACAGAUGCGGAGAAACGCAAGCAGUACGACUUGCGCGGCGAGGAGGCGACGCACGCGCCGCAAACCCACCAUCAAUACUACGCGCGCGGGUUCGAAUCCGACCUCACCGCCGAAGAACUCUUCAACAUGUUCUUCGGAGCGACAGGUAUGGCGGCGUUCCCUGGUGGUGGCCCGACGGUGUACACGCGCCGCCGCGGCCGCCAGCCCGAGACCCGCGAGGCGCACGCCGGCCUGGUGCAGCUGCUGCCGGUCCUCGUGCUGGUGCUGCUCAGCAUGAUGUCAGGGUACUUCAUCAGCGAGCCGGUCUACAGCCUCGCGCCAAGCUCCAAGUAUCCCGUUCCUAGGGAGACUGUUAAUCAGAAGGUACCAUACUACGUGAAAGAAAACUUCCACACUGACUACCAGGGCUCACUGCGCCGGCUCGAGCUGGCCAUAGAAGAGGAGUAUAUAGUGGGACUUCGCCACGCUUGCCAAAGAGAGAGAAACUACAGAGACAGUAUGGUGUGGAAAGCGAGGAACUUCGGAGACUCCAGGCAGUACGCGGACGCACAGAAACUGCGCACGCCCUCUUGCGAGAAAUUACAGAAGUUCCAUCGAUAAAAUGUAUAAUAUAAUAUCGAUAUAUCGAUAAACUUCUAUCGACACGUAGACAACACUAUCACUGUUAAUUUAUUUUGUAUUUAUUCUCCGUUGUUAUUAAUUUUGUGGACAAAUUAUUAUUAUUACAUCGAAAUGUGAAUUUU
Molecule: messenger RNA, 1400 nt
Organism: Spodoptera frugiperda (fall armyworm)
Lineage: Eukaryota; Metazoa; Arthropoda; Insecta; Lepidoptera; Noctuidae
Gene: DnaJ-6
Product: dnaJ homolog subfamily B member 12
Exons: 6
Coding region: 187-1257 (356 amino acids)
Biological process (GO): cellular response to misfolded protein
Cellular component (GO): endoplasmic reticulum membrane
Molecular function (GO): Hsp70 protein binding
Source: RefSeq, a predicted model, not a curated record